AUGUCCACUUCUUCCUCUUCUGCCACGCUGACCCCGGCCGCUGCUGCAGAGGAAGGUCGACCUGCCUUGGUCGUCCCCAGAGUCAAAGCCUCUCCCAUUCUCCCCAUCUUCGAGCGAUGGGCGGUUCUGGUUUUCUCUCUUGCCCUGUGUAUUUUCUCAGCGUGUUCACUGUUCACUCUCAAUCUCUCCUGGGCUUAUCAACCCAACCAGACAGGUUAUGAAGUUCCUCUGGCCAACUGCCCGGCCUUCUCUGAAUCGUUCUCCAUAAACCACGCGACUGCACCUUCUGGUCCAACAUGCAAACUUGAGAUAGUCCAGAACGGUUGGAACGAGAUGGUUAUGUACAACUCAAGUAUUUACCCUCUACCCAACAACACCCCGAUCGACCAGACUCUCAACAACUGUCGCAUGCCUCAGAACGGUGAACAGGAUUAUGAAUGCUUCCAACU
Molecule: messenger RNA, 449 nt
Organism: Perkinsus marinus ATCC 50983
Lineage: Eukaryota; Perkinsozoa; Perkinsida; Perkinsidae
Exons: 3
Source: RefSeq, a predicted model, not a curated record